Molecule: messenger RNA, 638 nt
Organism: Paramuricea clavata
Lineage: Eukaryota; Metazoa; Cnidaria; Anthozoa; Malacalcyonacea; Plexauridae
Source: the annotation of a GenBank genome assembly
AUGGCUCAAGAAGACAAGUUAUUUAUCGACAAACUAGAGGGAGUUAAAAAUUGGCAAGUAUGGAAAUAUCAAAUGCAGGUUAUAUUGGAAGCUAGAGAGUUGUGGGGUCACGUUGAUGGAAUGGCAACCAAGCCCGGCUUUAUCAGAAAGCAGUUCAUCAAGUUCAUCAGCUCAAACAGCUUUCGAAAAGGCUCAGAAGAAGACCAAAGCUCUACUUGUUACGAGUAUAAAUUCGGAUCUUGUACAUCUCAAAUUUGGGACAAACUGAAGGAACGUUUUGAAAGAAACACUGUAGCAAACAAAUUGUUUUUGAAGCAGAAAUUCUUUUCUUUGAAAAUAAAAGAUUGUGAUUCCCUCGAUGAUCAUCUACGCCACAUGAAAGAAAUUACUGACCAAUGGCAGCCAUCAAGGCGCCUAUUCCUGAAGAUGAACAUAUCGUAGCCAUGUUACUCAGCCUUCCACGAUCAUAUAACACUCUAACAACUGCAUUGACUGCAAAAGGAGACGAGCUUAGCCUAACUCAAGUGCAUCAAGCACUAACAAGUGAAGAAGAAAAACGUGGCUUACACAAGGGCAAAGAUGGUGGUGGUCGAGUCGACAAGGGUGAAACUGCCUUACGGCAUGAAAAGACAAGUUGA